AUGGCAGAUGAGACCACGACGGAGCUCAGUAAAGCGGAGCUACGCGAUGCAGCACGCCCCAACAGGUGCAGAAUGUACGCUACCAUGGAUCAAGAGAUGGUGCUUAAGCAUCGUAAAAGCACGGCCGAAGCCUGCGCUGAAGCUGAGGCUGUCGCCCACGCCUUGCUCGAGCAACCUGAGCUUCCGCUGCUGCAUAGAGCGCGUGCGUACAUGGUCUUGGGGUGCGCUGCGUCUGGCUAUCUCGAGAACGCGUGUGAAGCUGUUCGGGUGGUGGAGAUGGGAAUCGGACUGGGCGGUGCCGGGCAAGCUGAAUACGAGUUACUUGAGCAAUGUAAGGAGGUCUUACCUAAUGCUGAGAGAGAUUGUGGAGUGUACGGCGAUCAAGCCGAUGAGGUGGAGGAUGGUGAAGGAGACGUCGAGGUCGCUGAGGCUUUGACCACAUCUCCUGGUGCGGCAGAGCAGCCCGAACAGGUAGAGGAGCAAGAACGUCCACCUACCAGACCAUAG
This is a messenger RNA of Saxophila tyrrhenica, 507 nucleotides long. RefSeq lists its product as uncharacterized. NCBI's taxonomy places the organism in Eukaryota, Fungi, Ascomycota, Dothideomycetes, Mycosphaerellales, Extremaceae. The transcript is spliced from 3 exons. Bases 1 to 507 code for a protein of 168 amino acids. The record is from RefSeq and is a predicted model, not a curated record.